Molecule: messenger RNA, 825 nt
Organism: Malassezia globosa CBS 7966
Lineage: Eukaryota; Fungi; Basidiomycota; Malasseziomycetes; Malasseziales; Malasseziaceae
Exons: 1
Coding region: 1-825 (274 amino acids)
Source: RefSeq, a predicted model, not a curated record
AUGCGUGAAAUCGACUUCAACAACCGUCCGGUAAUCAGGAGCCAGACUCUGCAGUUCGUUCUGGAUGUUCCGCUUGUGGCUCAGGCGCUCGGCUUUGUGCAGAACAUCUUGAACAAUCACCCGAUUCUUCAGCGUGUGGUAGAUCUGUAUGAAUGCCUCUUCAUUCGCAUCCUUGCGUUUGCUAUGCCGCUUUUGAAUAGGGUCAACAAGCCUCUCAAGCAGGCUGACGACUAUGCCGUCCAGACGCUAAAGUUUGUCAAGGGCAAAGUUCCGUACCCCUUUGAGGCUUCAUGGAGCGAUCUGUAUGCCAGGGGCAAGGGUAAUAUUAACCAGGCUCAUCAGAUGUCACAGGACAUCUACGAGAGCCAUAUCAAGGCACCAGCCAAGUCAAUCUACGAACAGACUGGCAAGGCCGUGGAGCAGCUACAGCAGAACGAGAAUGCGUAUGUUCAGAAGACAGGCUCGACUAUUGCUGCUUUGCACGAGAAGUUCCUCGGUCUGUCGAAGGAAAUGUCAGACAAGACAUCGCAGGAAGUGGCCGAGGGCGAAAAGAAAGCUUCAGGCAUGGUCAAUGGCCUGCUUUCGGAGAUCGAAGGUCUCGAGAAGUUUGCCACGACGCUUCCAGCCGAGGCUCAGAAACGCCUUGAACCCUAUGUGAAUGUUCUGAGCUCGACGUACAAGGAUCUCUCGAAAGAGGCAGUUGACAACAAGGUGCCGAUUCGUGAGCGUCUCAACAAAGCCGCCUCAUACCUGCAGAAUAACACUCUCCCGGAGCUGCAGAAUGUUAUUUCAACUGCGCUCAAGUCGGACAAAAAGUCUGACUAG